GAGAGAGAGAGAGAGACAGAGACAGAGAGAGAUUGAUCUUUUUAAUAAAAGAAAGUUAAGAUAGAAACAAACACCGCCACCUUCCCUGCUUCCUUUAACACCCCUCUAUUUGUCGUUAACUCCAAACUUAUCUAUUUCUCUCUCUCUCUCGCGUUACUGCUAGCUCUCUUCUCCUGAAAAUUGAUGAAGCAAAUGGCAUAAAACCCUUUCAUCAAAACCCCGGCCUUUAGCACUUUCUUAAGUUUUCUCCUUUCUAGGUUCUCUCAAAAUGCUAGCUACACACUCUCCCCCUUUCGACAGAGACCACCAUUUCAGUGCCAGCAGCAGUGAAAUCUCACUGUCUGGCGAGAUUGGGGCUCAUAGGAACUCUUCUGUGUCAGAUUGCUUGUCAGAGGUGGAUUUGGAGAGUGGAGGUUUGGAUAUGGAGGUGCAUUUGGACAACAAGACUCAGAGAGAUUGUAGAAUUUGCCACCUGGGUUUGGAGACUAGGGAGCAAGAAUGUGGAGUUGCUAUUGAGUUGGGGUGUUCUUGUAAGGGUGAUUUGGGUGCUGCACACAAGAAAUGUGCAGAGACAUGGUUCAAGAUCAAGGGUAACACGACAUGUGAGAUAUGUGGUGCCACUGCACUUGGUGUUGCAGGCGAGCAGACAAAUGAGGCACAUAACGCUAGUGCGGCAGUCUUAUCAGCACCAGCAGUUCCUCUUAUCCUCGUGGAGACCCGAGCAUUUUGGCAUAGCCGCCGCCUUAUGAAUUUCUUGCUUGCCUGCAUGGUGAUGGCCUUUGUCAUUUCUUGGAUCUUUCACUUUAAAGUCCUCUCUUGAACCGGGAAGCAAGUCGUGGCCAUUUCUUGGCAUCAGGGAUGAGGCGUGAGUGUGACGCCCCUUCCAUCAAGUGCCUGUUUUUUAUGCUCUUCGUCCAUAUUCUAGCUUGUAGGAUGUGCCACAUCUGUGACUAACACUGCAAUUGUAACUGAUCCGGUGCUGCAGUGUAUUUGUUUCUGUAUUAUGCAUACACGUAAAUUACUGGCUUCGUUUACAUAUAAUUCCUGCCUGCUGUCAUUACUGGCUUCGUUUACAUAUAAUUCCUGCCUGCUGUCCUUCUCUUU
This is a messenger RNA of Populus trichocarpa (black cottonwood), 1104 nucleotides long. RefSeq lists its product as uncharacterized. Lineage: Eukaryota; Viridiplantae; Streptophyta; Magnoliopsida; Malpighiales; Salicaceae. The transcript is spliced from 2 exons. Gene Ontology annotation, molecular function: zinc ion binding. The record is from RefSeq and is a predicted model, not a curated record. The coding region runs from base 269 to 820 and encodes 183 amino acids.